Molecule: messenger RNA, 2143 nt
Organism: Epinephelus fuscoguttatus (brown-marbled grouper)
Lineage: Eukaryota; Metazoa; Chordata; Actinopteri; Perciformes; Serranidae
Gene: cdk4
Product: cyclin-dependent kinase 4
Exons: 8
Coding region: 271-1179 (302 amino acids)
Biological process (GO): G1/S transition of mitotic cell cycle; protein phosphorylation; signal transduction
Cellular component (GO): cyclin-dependent protein kinase holoenzyme complex; cytoplasm; nucleus
Molecular function (GO): cyclin-dependent protein serine/threonine kinase activity; ATP binding; cyclin binding
Source: RefSeq, a predicted model, not a curated record
AGCAACAGGAAGCGACAACCCCAAAAAGAGUGCAGCAGGCUGGAAGAAAAAACAGAGGAGGCCGAAAUCACAAUCUGUUGAUUGGCCUCUGCUCAUCAGAUCCACCGCUGGAGCUGCAAACCUCCACCCGGACCCGACCUGCCGCUCCUGACCCGCUUCUGGAGGAGUUUAUACGUGGCACAGCAGAGAGCAUGUCCUCCUCAUAAACCUAAAGUAAAGCCUACCUGCCGCACAACACACACACGCAGGCGAGUCUGUUUGAUAUUGGCCAUGGCCCACGGCACCAGUAUCCAGUAUGAGCCUGUGGCAGAGAUCGGAGGAGGCGCAUACGGGACAGUUUACAAGGCCCGGGACACAGAGAGUGGGCAGUUUGUGGCUCUGAAGAGCGUGCGCGUCCAGACAGACCAAAAUGGCCUCCCGGUCUCCACAGUCAGAGAGGUGGCUCUGUUGAGAAGGCUGGAGCAGUUUGAUCAUCCCAAUGUGGUCAGACUUAUGGAUGUAUGUGCCACCCAAAGAUCGGACCAGGAGACUAAAGUCACUCUGGUGUUUGAACAUGUGGACCAAGACCUCAAGACGUACCUAGAGAGAGCCCCAGCUCCAGGAUUAUCCCCCAACCGCAUUAAAGACGUGAUGAGGCAGUUACUGUGCGGUCUUGCAUUCCUUCACUCUAACCGCGUGAUGCACCGAGACCUGAAACCAGAGAAUAUUCUGGUAACCAGCCAGGGCCAGGUGAAGCUGGCUGACUUUGGCCUGGCCAGGAUCUACAGCUGCCACAUGGCCCUCACUCCUGUGGUGGUGACACUGUGGUACCGACCCCCCGAGGUUCUGCUGCAGUCCAGUUAUGCCACACCUGUGGAUAUCUGGAGCACCGGCUGCAUCUUUGCUGAGAUGUUCAGACGCAAACCUUUGUUCUGCGGAGAAUCAGAAGUGGACCAACUCGGCAAAAUUUUUGAAGUUAUUGGCCUGCCACCAGAGGAUGAGUGGCCGACUGACGUAACACUCUCAAGAAAACAUUUCCCCCCUCUCUUACCUCGCCCAAUCACUGACUUUGUUCCAGAGAUAAAUGAGCAGGGGGCGCAACUAUUGCUGAAAAUGUUGACCUUCGACCCUGUGAAACGAAUAUCGGCCCUGAAUGUCCUUGAACAUCCAUAUUUUCAGGAUCAGGAGACAUUGACUUGAAACGAUGCAGUGAAAUGUGCAAUGAGAGGUAACAGUGUCUAAGUUUAGACCUGGCCUAACCUUAAAGGAUUCAAAAUUUAUUCAGUGCAUUACCUUUCAAGACGCCUGGGUUGUGCUUUGGGAUAUUUUUUUUGUUACUCCUACAUCAAAAAAGGAUUAAAGCCUGAGAAAUGGAAUAAAAAAAGAAGAGGAGUGAACAGACGGAUCACUGGCAUGCUUUCCGACGUCACAAUUAAUGAUGUUAACAUGUCGUGUCUUCAAGGACAGUACCAGUGUUUUUGAUGUCUGAUUUAUGUAUCAGUCCCGUCCACAGGGACCGAUGCACAGAAACGUCUGUCGUCUUCUCUGAAAUGUUGCUCUUGUUACUUUUGUACAGCGUUUAGACAGAGGGAAGCGGAGAUGUCGUCUUUUCUUGUUACAGGCUGAACAUAGCCUGACAGAAGUGACACCUCAGGGUUAGAAGAGCCAGUCGUUAGUGAUCGUACUGUAUUUUUGUUGAUAUUUAUCAUACUAUCAUACUAAAGGAACAAAAAGACCAUGAAUUUUGUGAAAAUCAUGAGGAAAUGAAAUAAUAGUCUGAAAUAUGCAGAAGAAAAUGCACAAGAAAGACACACAUGACAAAAAUACUGGUAUUGCCCUUAAAUAUUGCUAUAAAUUGUUUCUUUUGUCUGAGGACUGAAGGGUUGGACUUCAUUUCAUUUUUAACAGUUUCUGUCUGUUUGCUAAAACCAUCUUAAAUCAACCAGCACUGCAACUACAAAUGAAUUAAAAAAAAAUGUAAUCACAUUCAGAUUUCAUUCGUGUAUUAUUAUACAGAUGACAGUCCGUAUAACAUGGAUAAACGUGAUUCUAUGAAAUAUUUUGUGAAAAAUACAAUGAACUAUAUCAGAUACUAACAAAUAAAAGUUAGCGUCACAAUGCUGUUUUUGUUUUCUAAUACUGACCAAAUAAACAGUUAAUGAAU